Bombina bombina (fire-bellied toad) is the source of this 5453-nucleotide messenger RNA. Its product is annotated as calcium-binding mitochondrial carrier protein SCaMC-3. The record is from RefSeq and is a predicted model, not a curated record. Gene Ontology annotation, molecular function: ATP transmembrane transporter activity; calcium ion binding. The transcript is spliced from 11 exons. NCBI's taxonomy places the organism in Eukaryota, Metazoa, Chordata, Amphibia, Anura, Bombinatoridae. Gene Ontology annotation, cellular component: mitochondrial inner membrane. Gene Ontology annotation, biological process: transmembrane transport. The coding region runs from base 167 to 1576 and encodes 469 amino acids.
AUUUACCUGUAGUAAAUCACUUCCCGUGCGUCAGCAAGAAACUGUAAACACUGAUAGAGGCGGGCUUAGCACACACAUAAUAUCUCAGAAUUUAGACAGCUGUGCGUGCUGCAGAAUCUGAGCCUGGACUGGGAAAGGCCCUUCGGGGGCCAUACGGCUCCCCAAUAUGCAUGUUUAUGACAGCAAGGAUCCUGAGAGGGAGAAGAGGUACUCGCUACUUUUUAGUCAGCUGGACUCUAACAAAGAUGGCCGUGUGGAUAUCAACGAGCUUAAAGAGGGACUUGCAGCAAUGGGAAUGACACCCUGCAAUAAUGCUGAACAAGAGAUCUUGCGUGCUGGAGAUACAGAUCAAGAUGGAGAGCUGGACUUUGAGGAGUUUACUCGAUACCUGGAGGAGCGAGAAAAGCGCCUUCUUAUCAUGUUCCACAGCCUGGACCGCAAUCGUGAUGGUCAUAUUGACGUCUCUGAGAUACAAGAAUGUUUCCACAGUCUUGGAGUGAACAUUACACUUGGCCAAGCAAAGAAAAUCCUCCAAAGCAUGGAUCGUGACGGCACUCUGACAAUUGAUUGGCUAGAAUGGAGGGAUCACUUUCUGCUGAACCCACUGCAUAAUAUGGAAGAUGUGGUCACUUACUGGAAACAUUCCACAGUGCUUGAUAUAGGGGAGUCCCUUGCAGUUCCUGAUGAGUUCUCUAAGGCUGAAAUUCGUUCUGGAAUGUGGUGGAAGCAGCUUCUAGCAGGAGCCGUGGCUGGAGCUGUGUCAAGAACUGGGACUGCCCCAUUGGAUCGGCUCAAAGUCCUCAUGCAGGUACAUGGUGCCCAGGCUCAGGGUCGCUCAAUGCUGAAGGGUCUUCGGAACAUGAUUCAAGAGGGAGGGUUUCGCUCUCUGUGGCGAGGAAAUGGAAUUAAUGUGCUAAAAAUUGCGCCUGAAUCUGCUAUCAAAUUCAUGGCAUAUGAGCAGAUUAAGAAGGUUAUCCGUGGGCAGCAUGAAACAUUACGGGUCAGAGAGAGAUUUAUCGCUGGAUCAUUGGCUGGUGCUAUUGCACAGACUGUUAUAUAUCCAAUGGAGGUGCUGAAGACUCGUCUAGCUCUCCGCCGGACUGGGCAGUAUUCUGGAAUGGCUGACUGUGCCCGGCACAUAUUGCGUACCGAGGGAGUAAGAGCCUUCUCCAAGGGUUACGUUCCCAACCUCCUUGGCAUUGUGCCAUAUGCAGGAAUAGAUCUGGCAGUAUAUGAGACUCUAAAGAACACCUGGUUGCAGAGGUACAGAGCAAGUACCAGUGCUGAUCCAGGAAUUCUGGUGUUACUUGCGUGUGGUACAGUAUCCAGUACAUGUGGACAGAUAGCCAGCUACCCUUUGGCUUUGGUCAGGACACGCAUGCAAGCUCAGGCCGCUGUACAGGGUUCUCCACAGCUGACAAUGGUUGCCCUUUUCAAACAUAUUGUGGCCAGAGAAGGCUUUCUGGGACUAUAUCGGGGCAUUGCUCCAAACUUCAUGAAAGUGAUACCUGCUGUCAGCAUCAGCUAUGUAGUUUAUGAGAACAUGAAACGCGUACUCGGUGUGACCAGCCGGUGAGAGCAACACACCAGUAUGGACCACUAUCUUUUGUUGAAGGACCCAAGCUUCUUAAGUGCAAGAGACUUUCAAAACCUUUUCUCCAUAAUCUCUUUUUUACCCAUAAACUUCACUGAACAAACAUAAAUACAGUCAUCCUUCUUUUUACCUAACUUAUCUCAAGCAGAAAUUUCCAUAUUGGUCGGCCAUUUUUCAGUUAUUCAAACUUGACAUUUGUAUGUGAUACUGAGCUUUUGAGAUCAAUGUGUGCACUGAUUUUUUUUUUGUUCUCUCCAUGUUAAUACUGCCUAUAUUUAAUAUGCUAUUGAGAGAGGUAGGUUAAUAACCUACACCCAUCCCUCCACUGACUGUGUUUCAGCAUCCCAAAGGGGUUUUAGCUAAGGGCUAUAAUGUGAAGCAAGCGAAUAUCACAGUUUAAUGAUUGUAUAUUUUGCAUGAUCCAAAGAUUGAUCUAUUAAUGAUUUUGUAGGGGCCCUAAGAGGCCUACAUUUUUAUUUAAAACUAAUUUGAAAGGGAAACUGCUAGAGUGCAUCAUUUGAAUGUACAGUGUUUUCUGCUUGGAAUGUGUGUAAAUGAUGCCUCUCUGCAGCUUUACUGCAUUCUGGGACUUGUAGUUUUGAAAUGCAGGUUGUAUAGUUGAAACAAACACGCAUGUAUUUACUUUGACCACUGACAUGAAUGCUUUUUAUUUAGUAUUGUUAAAGCGACUCCUAUCUGAAGUCGGUGGCAUUGACCUCAUAAAUGCCCUACAUAUCUGAAGAAUGUGAGCAUAUUUAUUAUGAUGUCUUUAUUAUAUAUAGAUAUACUGUAUGUUGACAUUAGAGUUCACAGAACAAACUAAUUUUAUUUAUUUAAAAUAUUCAAACUGCAGGGCCCCAUGCUUUAUAUCCUGGUAUAUAUUACUGUAUUUACACUGACAUUUGGCCUCACUUAUAGAUAAUUUAUCUAAAUAUAGAUAGUUGUGCUACAUUCAGUUAGGCUGCAUGUCUUUGAUUCAUGUGUACUUUUUUGAAGUUUCUUGAAGGGGACUGAAUGUAGAGACCUGUUUGAAAAAGAACGGUGGUGCUGUAUAGCUAAUAGGGAGUAACUCUUGCAAUAAUUAAGGGACACCUUUAUAUGUUUUGCACUGCUGUCUGUGCACAUGGCAGCUCUGCAGUAUUAUGCUAUUUAUAAGCAUACAUCAGAUUCAUGCAUUAGAUGUUCAAUCUCUGCAUUAUUACAGUACAUGUAAGCUGAACAUAACUUUGCUUUGUUCAUUGCAAAUAGGGCACUGAUCUGCCUUCUGCAAUACCCAUAAAAAAAUGUAACACUUUGAAUUAUCCAAUGUUUUAACCAGAAGUUAGUUCUGUACCUUAAUUCACAGGUUGGGAAUUGGCACAGUCUAAAUGCAAUUGGCUGCAUCUUAUAUUUUUCAGGAUAGACUUGUUAUUAAAGGUGGAAGGCAAUGGAAACUUACAGUAUUGCCCUAGUGUAGGUUUCUUUUGUCUUUAACAGGUCAGAUAUCCAUGCAGAUCAUUGUUAGGGGCUGAGGUUUGUACUAAAUCAGGACUUAUUUCAGUUUCUUCUCGAUAGGGUUUUGAUAACCUGUUGUCAUUCUGGUACAAAAAAAAAUGUUAUCCCUUAUUCUAAACUGUUCUGCUGUUUGUUGCAGUGGAAGAUCUGCUCUGUCAUAAUGGGUGUCCACAGGAGGGCAAGAGGGUGACAGAUACCCCCACCUGCAGCUUGCACCCAUGUCUAAUCCUGAGGAUAGACCGUAAAAGAGCUCUUAGUGCAGCAACUUUUUAUUGGAAAGAGGAGACUUUUCAGUUAGUGGUCAAUUUUCCCCUGGGCUUUGUAUGUCUCACUUGGCUUAAAAAUAGAACCAAUGACAUUCAUCAUUUUAAAUUUCGAAACUAGGUUUAGAUUAAUAAAUGAGGGGACCAUAUAUCCAUAAGUACCCUCUUAUUUGAAAGAGAACAUAUACCUCUCCAAAAUGAUGCAUUACAUGAUUAUCCAGAUACUACAUUGUCAUUGAAAAAAAUAUGGUGCAUAGUUAAUGGUGACAAAGGCCUAGAUCCUAUGUAAAUCGCAAUAAUAUAGUUACUGUGAAAAAUGAAAGCAAAUCCAGAUGUUUCAUAACGGCUCCAUUUUAGUGACCUGAUUAUACUUGCACUGCAGUGUAGAGACAGCUCAUUGUAUGUGGCUCACUGAAUAAAUAGCGGCUUUGAACACCCCUACAGUGGAGUUUCUGACCUGAACUGCUAUAGCAUUGGUACAUAUAUUACACAGUUACCAGUGUUAAAGCUCUUUAACCCUAUCUGCUCUCAAUCCAAAGGACUUCAGGGAUGGUUUAUUUUCUUGUAAUUUAGAAUUUAUAGGUAUUAUGAGGGUUAUUUGCAAUAGGGGGCUGGAUCAUGCAUAAGGGGACUUUUAAUAAAGGGUUGCAUAUGGGAAAGUUACAUUUUUAGUUAGUGAGUGUUACUGAUGAGAUAAUCGUGGUGGGGGAUGCUUAUAGUACAGGGGUUUCAAUGAAGGGAAAUCAGCCAUUAAGGUUGAUUGCAUAUGGGGUUGGGCUAGGGGUAAUUAAGCUGGGGAGAGAGCCAGCUAUCAGGAUAACUUGUAGUGGGAAGUUUUGGUUAGGGUUAAUUUUGCUGUGAGGUCUUGAGACAGCAUACAGUAGUUAUAAGUAUUUGAACUAGAGGAAGAUGCAUUUAGGUAUAACAGAGGCGAGGGGCAUCAUGACAGCAGAGUUAUGUGUAUUUUAUUAGGGGAGGUCAUGGUUAGGGUUAACCUGAUCGGAUGGGCAGAGGUCUUACUUAAACUCUGCUGGGAUUUUAUCCUCUUAAUUGAGUGUUAUAUACCAAAAAGCAGCUGUGCUACAGGUAAAAGUACAACUGCUUUUAGAAGUCAGUAUAAAAGAUGUGAGUACUAUGGGUUGCCACACAUCUUAGUGAUAGUCAUAAUAUACUAUAGCUAUUACUCUGUGUACUUGUAGCUCACAUAGUGAUAAUAGUCUUUGCUGUUAAUUGGAGGUUGCCACAGUGCUCAAGUUACUUAACUUUUCCUCACAAGCCAUUAUUGAUAGCAACAGGGUUGCGGCUCUGUCAAUAUUAAUAGCGCUUCACAUAGGAUCUAUAGCAAAGUUUACCAAAAUACUGUACUUGACAUCUCCUUAUAAGGAGUAGAAGAUGAUCUUUCAAUUGAUUCUAUUAUGGUAAGGGCAAUUGUGUCUCCCAACAAUGAAAACAAAUAUUGUGGGAGCCUAUGGCUGUCUUUACUGUGCCCUACAAUGCACUUUUCCAGUAUUUAUCACCUAUGUAUGUUCACUGUAUAAUUUUGCAUCAUUGCACAGCAUUGUUCUGCUGUUUAUAUGCACUGUCUACUGCUGCAAAACAUUGGUCUACUGAUUAUUACUAAAUUACUCCAUCUGCAAUAUCUUUUGUAUUUAAACAGACCACUCCUGUAUCCAUGUAAAGCAUUACUCUUUAGGUUAUCAGUGUUGUAUAUGCACUAGCCAAUGCUAAAUCCAUGCAGAACAUUGCAUCAUGUGUUAUCUAUAUUUUCUUCACUGACUAAUAUUUUAUUUAUGAUGAGCUUUUUACCCUUAUGUUGUCCCUGUUGGACAUAAACUGUUGAAUACUUUAGAGUUCAGGGCAUUCCUCAUAUUGGGUUUGCAAUGGCUAAUACUGUAUGUUUAUCAAGCAUUACUCUGUUGGGCAUAGUAUGCAUAUGCUGCAUACCUUCAGAGAAUUGCUUUCUGUUACAUUUGGUGGCACAACACAUACCUUCUGUGGUUUUCAAAAAAUCUCCUGUGAUUUGUGUCUAAAAUAUAGAGCAAUUGAGUUGUGCUCAAAUAUAAACUUGUUAAAACACAGAAUAAAAAUAUUUUUAAAAGAAA